AUGCAGCAGGAGGCAGAGUCCGUUUGCCGGAAACUUCUUUCCGGCCUUUCGGUCAAUGCCACUCGGAGGUCCGGCCUCUUGCUCUGUCUCCGGCAGGUGGACCCCAGGGGCUUCUACGACACCUGCAUGUACCUGCACUGCAGCGGAGCUGGGCUUGGUGCCGUCUGCGAGACCUUUGCCAGCUACGCCCGCGAGUGUGCCCAGAGGAGCGUCUUCGUCAGCUGGAGGCGGGCUGGAUUCUGUGAAAAGUCGUGCGGGCAAGGAAAGCACUACUCCGACUGCGUCUCCUCGUGCCCUGCCAGCUGUGCUGCGGUGGGCGCAGCCGAGGAAGGGCACUGCCGGGACGAGUGCGUGAGCGGCUGCGAGUGCCCGGCCGGCCUCUACCUGGAAGGGGGGGCCUGCGUCCCGGAGAGCCAGUGUCCCUGCUUCCACCGGCGCCAGAAGUUCGCCCCGGGAGAUGUCCUCCAGCAGCGAUGCAACCGUUGCACGUGCCAAGGAGGCCUCUGGCUUUGCUCCCGGGACCAGUGCUCUGGGGAAUGUGCCAUAACCGGUGACCCUCACUACCUGACUUUUGACCGCAAGCGCUUCUCCUUCCACGGCACAUGCCAGUAUAUCCUAGUGCAGGAUUAUGUGGAUGGGAAGCUCCACAUUUCCUCAGAGAAUGUGGCAUGUGGGAGUCGAGGGACCAGCAGCUGCCUCCACUCUGUGACCGUCACUGUGCAGAAGGUCUCUGCCCGCCUGUCCUUCACAGGGGAGCUGUCAGUGAACGGCCAAGAAGUCUCCCUCCCUUUUGCCAGCGCUGACCUGACGGUGCGCCUCGCCUCCUCCUCCUUCCUGCUUCUCCAGGCCUUUGGGGCUCACUUGCUGUGGGGCCUGGAGUUUCCGGCAGUCUACAUCACCCUCCAGCCUAGCUUUGCCAACAAGGUCCGAGGCCUUUGCGGCACCUACAACUGGAACCAGCAGGACGAGUUCACCACGCCGGAGGGAGACGUGGAGUCCAGCGCCUCCGCUUUUGCCAGCAGGUUCCGCAUCUCGCACGACUGCCCCUCCUUCGGCGCGUUCCCUUUUGACCCCUGCAGCAUGUACGCCCAGCGGAGGCAGUUUGCAGAGGCGGCUUGCGAGGUCCUCCACAGCCCCCCCUUCCAGGCCUGUCACGAUGUGGUGGAGCGGGACCCAUUCUACCAGCUCUGCCUCUACGACGUGUGUGGUUGUUCUGCUGGCAAAGACUGCUUGUGUGGCGCUGUGGCCGCCUACGCCAGGCAGUGCGCCCAGGAGGGAGCCCCAGUCACCUGGAGGAACCAGACCUUCUGCCCUGCGCCGUGUUCUGGGGGCAAGUCUAUCAGGAAUGUGCACCCCCCUGCAGAACGACCUGCGCUGACCUGCGCUUGGGCCCCUGCCAGGAUCUGGACCACGUCUGCAUGGCCGGCUGCAACUGCCCAGAGGGGACUGUGCUGGACGACGGCGGGCAGUGCGUCCAGCCUGCCAUGUGCGCCUUUCCUGUCCUCCGGAGCAGAGAGCUCGUCCGCCUUGCCACCCCCUCCACUGGAGCAUCAGGGACAGGCUGGCCGGCCCAGACUCCACAAGCGGCCCCCUCCCUCCCAAGAGAUGCAGGAGGCAGCGCGUCCCCCCAGACCUCGCCACAGGUUGGUCCUGGGCACCUUGGCAUGGCUCUGCCUCUGGGAGACUCUGGCGCUGGAUGACGGGUAA
Messenger RNA from Podarcis muralis (Common wall lizard), 1707 nucleotides. The record is from RefSeq and is a predicted model, not a curated record. NCBI's taxonomy places the organism in Eukaryota, Metazoa, Chordata, Lepidosauria, Squamata, Lacertidae.